This is a messenger RNA of Penicillium cinerascens, 981 nucleotides long. RefSeq lists its product as uncharacterized. Lineage: Eukaryota; Fungi; Ascomycota; Eurotiomycetes; Eurotiales; Aspergillaceae. The record is from RefSeq and is a predicted model, not a curated record. The transcript has a single exon. Bases 1 to 981 code for a protein of 326 amino acids.
AUGUCUGGGAAGAAGACCAAACCCCCAUUUGAGGACUUGGACCACUAUUCCUCGGAGAUAGACACUUCGCCGUCUCCCGAGUCGAAUGCUUCGCCUCCAGACCAAGAACCCCCUCCAUACUCAGAGCGGGAACCCGCCGGAAGCUCUGCAUUUCCUGAGGCCAGUUCUUCAAAAGCUCGUGAUGCAGCAAUUAACGCUCCGCAAAGCGCUCCCCAGCAAAGCUCAUCAGCAACACCAGUGACGGGAUCGUCUUCUAGUCGAGACAGGCCCAUCGCAAUCCCGGCAAUCGACUGCGCGCGUGAGUCUCCUUUUCUCCGUUCGUACGCCCCUUCGUUGAACGAGUAUCAAAUCCCCAAGGAUAAAUUUCUCACCUUCUUGGACGACCUCAACGAUGCCAUGACUACCAGCCCACCGAUGCAAGUACUGGAUGCGACAGGGGGCAUCCUUCAGUCCGUCCCUAUCUUAUUCCCACUCCACUGGAUCGGCUCUGUGGUAAGCGGGCUCGCAAAUCUCGGCGGACAAGGAAUCUCUAAGAGCCGAUCCGACUCCACCAUCCGCCAAGCCAACAAGGAUCUUUUCGCGCCCCACGGGUUGAAGGCUGAGAUUGCCAAGCUGGACGCCUUGGCUCAUAUCGCGAAGAUUCCUAUCUUAGAUUCCCAGGGCAAAGUCAACAAACAGGCGCCUAUCCUGCGGCAGUUGGCUGAGCUGCCUAGCGCCCCGGCGGAUGGAUCUCAGCUCGAUUUGCAGCAGCGUCGGAUUCGAGUGCUGCAGCCUUGGAUUGCGGAGCUUGAUGUGGAUGUCUUGCCUUGGACGUCGAAGUCGAGGCUUACGCGUUUUAAUGCGGCCCUGAAGAAGAGGUAUGAUGCGAGAUAUCAGGACCCUGCGUGUAGUGGGAAUCCUGAGGGAGAGGAAGAAGACCCUGGAUUCCGGAAGAGUCUUUGGCUUAUUAUUAGGAAGACGAAGGCUGGAGAUGUAAAGUAA